Jaculus jaculus (lesser Egyptian jerboa) is the source of this 2048-nucleotide messenger RNA. It is a transcript of the gene Fbxo46, whose product is annotated as F-box protein 46. NCBI's taxonomy places the organism in Eukaryota, Metazoa, Chordata, Mammalia, Rodentia, Dipodidae. Bases 234 to 2048 code for a protein of 604 amino acids. The transcript has 2 exons. Gene Ontology annotation, molecular function: protein binding. The record is from RefSeq and is a predicted model, not a curated record.
CAGGGCCCGGGCCUGCGUGCUCAGCACGUGUCUGCCACGGGCUCCCCGGGGGCCAUGCUGACCGGGACGGACGCUUGCAUGCCCUGGGGUCCUUCUUCACGAGGGGGCUUUUAUGUGGUGAACGUGUUCUGUGAUGGAGGGUGUUGGCGGCGGCUUGUGAAGCGCCCCACUACCAUUUUGGUGCUGAGAUGCGGUGACUCCCUGCCUGUUGGCAAUCAUUGGUGUCCCCCAGAAUGGACCGGGGUGGCCUCCUGCCCUUCCAGCUUUGGUGCCCCCGGCCCUUUGGCACCUACUCCCAGAACCAGCCACGCCCGCCUUCCACGGUCCUCAAGCCGCCAGCCUGCCCUGAUCCAGGCAGCGGGGCCGAGCCUGACCAUGGGCCCGUGCCCUCGGAGAACAGGCCACCCGCCUUGGCCUCCGAGGCCCCUCCCUCCCCACAUGCUCCACUCCUCUCCGCAGCUGCUGCUGCUGGCGAUGAGGGUCGAGUCCUGCUGGACACGUGGUACGUUAUCAAGCCUGGAAACACAAAGGAGAAGGUGGCCUUCUUCGUGGCCCACCAGUGUGGCGGAGGGAGCCGGGCCAGCUCCAUGAAGGUCAAGGGGCACUGGGGCAGUGACAGCUCCAAGGCCAAGAGGAGGAGGCGCUGCUUGGAGCCCACUAAGGCCCCUCCAGACCCGGGGGGCCGGGAAAGCGCCCCUACUGCCGACGGGGCCCCCACCUCGGCCGGGGAGGAUGUGGACCUACUCUCUGUGGCCGAAAUGGUGGCCCUGGUAGAACAGAGGGCCGCUCUGGCCUUGCAGAACUACCCACGCCCCACCACCCAGGCCCCAAUGGUCUUUGUAUCAGCUGAGCAGACGGGGCCCACCAAAGGGCUGGGGUCAGAGCGGAGAACCGUUGGAGGAGACUGCAGUCGUGUGGCCGAGGCAGUGGCCCACUUUGAGGCCCAGCGGGACAGUCCUCCCACCAAGGGCCUCCGCAAGGAGGAGCGGCCAGGUCCCGGGCCUGGCGAGGUGCGCAUUGCCUUCCGCAUCUCCAAUGGCCGGGAGCCUCGCGCAUCAGAUGGCACCCUCCCCAGCGGGGGUGGGGGCCGGCCCGGUUGCCCUUACCCUGGUAGCCCAGGGCCUGGAGCUCGAGCCAAGGACAAGAUCACCUGCGACCUGUACCAGCUCAUCAGCCCCUCUCGGGACGCCCUGCCCAGCAACGUGGAGUUCCUGCUGGCCAGGGCGGAUGAAGCCAGUGAGGGUGAGAGCGCAGCACCCGCCAGGCCUGAGGACGCCCCGCCGGCGCCCCCUCCACCCCCGGCCCGUGACUGUGGUGCGUCAGGGUUCCACGUGGACGUGGUGGUCACUGGUGUGGUGGACGAGUGCAUCUUCUUCGGCAAGGACGGCACCAAGAACGUGAAGGAGGAGACCGUGUGCCUCACGGUCAGCCCCGAGGAGCCGCCGCCGCCGGGCCAGCUCUUCUUCCUGCAAUCCCGUGGGCCAGAUGGGCCCCCCGAGCCACCCCCAGCCGAUGCACCCACCCCAGUGCCGGCGCCAGACGAUGCAGAGGGGACCGCAGACACUUCCCUUUGCCGCCUGUACCGGCACGUGUCCCAUGACUUCCUGGAGAUCCGCUUCAAGAUCCAGCGGCUGCUGGAGCCGCGGCAGUACAUGCUGCUGCUGCCCGAGCACGUCCUGGUCAAGAUCUUCAGCUUCCUGCCCACGCGGGCCCUGGCAGCCCUCAAGUGCACCUGCCACCACUUCAAGGGCAUCAUCGAGGCGUUCGGCGUGCGGGCCACAGACUCGCGGUGGAGCCGGGACCCGCUCUAUCGCGAUGACCCUUGCAAGCAGUGCCGCAAGAGGUACGAGAAGGGCGACGUGUCCCUCUGCCGCUGGCACCCCAAGCCCUACCACCACGACCUGCCUUACGGACGCUCCUAUUGGAUGUGCUGCCGCCGAGCCGACCGCGAGACGCCCGGCUGUCGCCUGGGCCUGCACGACAACAACUGGGUGCUGCCGUGCAACGGGGUGGGUGGGAGCCGGGCGGGCCGGGAGGAGGGAAGGUGA